Messenger RNA from Sycon ciliatum, 1586 nucleotides. RefSeq names its product hydroxyacyl-coenzyme A dehydrogenase, mitochondrial-like. The record is from RefSeq and is a predicted model, not a curated record. NCBI's taxonomy places the organism in Eukaryota, Metazoa, Porifera, Calcarea, Leucosolenida, Sycettidae. Gene Ontology annotation, molecular function: (3S)-3-hydroxyacyl-CoA dehydrogenase (NAD+) activity; NAD+ binding. Gene Ontology annotation, biological process: fatty acid beta-oxidation. The coding region runs from base 28 to 1101 and encodes 357 amino acids. Gene Ontology annotation, cellular component: mitochondrion. The transcript has a single exon.
UUGAUUUUUUGAUGUUCUUGUUGUUGCAUGGUACUUUUGAGUUUGUUUUCAACUCAAGCAGGACGAUUUGCAGAGAAGUUAUUUGAACCCUUCCUUUCUCCAGUCUCAUUUGGUCUUCAUUGUCCGUGCACUUACGAAAACAGUAUGGCCUCCGUUGGUCCUCUUCGUCGCGUUGCCUCCUCCCUGCUCGGGAAACCAGUGUUUGCGAGGAGUCUCUCAGGCAAAGUCGAACAUGUCACUGUGAUUGGGGGCGGUUUGAUGGGAUCUGGCAUUGCACAAGUCGCUGCACAGUCGGAGCAUAAGGUGACGCUGUGCGAUACUUCGCAAGAUAUCCUGAACAAGUCCGUCAAGAGAAUUGAACAGAGCCUGUCCCGCGUCGCCAAGAAGAAGAUCGAGGGCGAAGAAGCCCAGCGCCAGUUUGUUGACAACGUUGUAGCACGAAUUUCUACUGCUACGGAUCCCUGUGCGGCUGUUGCCUCUAUGAACAGUGAUUUGGUCGUGGAAGCCAUUGUCGAGAAUAUCGAGGUCAAGCGUAAGCUUUUCUCGUCCCUGGACAAGGCCGCCCCGGAGAAGACGAUAUUUGCUUCGAACACGUCCUCACUGCCAAUUGGUGAGAUUGCUGAAUCCACAGCCCGUUUGGAUCGGUUUGGUGGCCUGCACUUCUUCAAUCCUGUGCCUGUUAUGAAGUUAGUGGAGGUAAUCAGUAUUGAACAAACGAGUGAUGCAACGUUCACUGCCCUGGAGAGCUUUGGCAAGGCGGUUGGAAAGCACACGGUAAAGUGCCGUGACACUGCAGGGUUUAUCGUCAACCGUUUGUUGGUGCCAUAUCUGGCAGAAAGUGUGCGGAUGGCAGAGCGAGGGGACGCCAGCCUCCGCGACAUCGAUGCGGCCAUGAAGCUCGGUGCUGGCUAUCCGAUGGGACCCAUUGAGCUCCUGGAUUACGUCGGCCUUGACACGACUAAGUUCAUUCUGGACGGAUGGCACCAGAAGUACCCGGAUAAUCCUCUUUUCAAGCCCAGCGCGAUGCUCAACUCCCUUGUCGAGAAGGGCCACCUUGGUGUGAAAACCGGCCAAGGCUUCUAUGAAUACCCGAAGAAGUAAACACACUGGUGUGCAUGCCGUCAUCACGGAGUCCGUGGUGAAUUUGAUGAGAUUCAGAUCCACGUGGUAUGAAACGAUUUUGUGAUCACGCCCGAAUUACGACUUUCAGUGGACAAGCACGAGGCCAAAAAAACUGGUUUCCAGCUUUGCUUGCUGUUUCUAUGCUUGUCGUAUCCUGGUUAGGCACAUGAUGUAAUGGUUACUGACUGCUCCGUAUUGAUCUUGCUGAGAGCAUGUCUUCUGGUUUAAAUCAUAAUCAUCACUGUUAUUCAGUGCAAGUAUAAAUUUCCCCUGUUCUGAUGCUGAGCUACUGUUUACUACAUGCUUUGUAUAUUUACAUGUAGUACAAUACUGUUUCCUUGCUGCCCCACCCAAACCCACUUUUUUUUUAAUUCUAAGUUUUGUUUAGUCGAUUUAGGAUUUUGUCUCGAGUUCAGCUGGGCUGGUGGAGACGACGUUUGAGAUUGAAGCAUUUGAAAUGCUAA